UCUGUCAAAGUUGUCAAGGAGAUUUGUUUAUGUUUUGGAUUUUUCGUGUUUUUUGCAAAUUAUUCGCUCAUCCAGUUGAGGAAAAUCCCUUUUCUGGGAUUCCCUGCAAGAUGUACAAACCGAAUUUCUCAAAUCUCUUUCCAUCGCGAAGCAGCGCCUUCAUUUUCACAUCAUACAUUGCAUUGUUCGUCAGCCAGGGAAUUCUGGUUACGGCGUCUCAAAAUGAGAAUAAUAAAUACAAUUUCAACACGGUAACAGCUGUGCUACUUACCGAAUUACUGAAACUUAUUGUUUCUGCUUGCCUUUACUGCAAAGACAACCCCUUGAAAUCGUUGUGGCGUGAAGUGAUUUCGGGUUCAAAAGUGAUUGUACUGUAUUUUGUGCCAGCUUUUUUGUAUUGCCUGUACAACAAUUUAGCAUUUGUGAAUUUAUCCAAAUUCGAUCCGACCACCUACUAUCUCUUGCUCCAGUUUCGUGUUGUGAUAACAGGUAUUCUGUUUCAAAUAAUAUUCAAGAAGUACUUGAGUCGACGGCAGUGGUUCUCCUUGCUCCUCCUUACGGUGGGGUGUAUGGUGAAGCAAAUGAAUUUUUCCAAAGACGACGACGACGCAAGUGAACGUGUAGCCAAUGCAAAGAACACCUCAGGCUUUGAUUUCAGCAUUAAUGCCGUAUUUAUCUUAACGCAAACACUCUGCUCAUGUCUAGCAGGUGUUUACAAUGAGUAUCUAUUGAAGAGGGAAGACACCAAUGUUAAUAUCUAUGUGCAAAAUGUUAUUAUGUAUUUUGAUUCUAUAGUGUGCAAUGUUAGUGUGUUGCUCCUUCAAGGGGAUCUUGUCGAUGCAUUUCAGAUGGAUAGCCUGAGAGCUGUGUUUAGAUUUAAUGUUAUUGUUAUAAUGAUAAACAAUGCAGCCAUUGGCAUAGUCACAAGCUUUUUUCUCAAGUACAUGAACUCCAUCAUAAAGACCUUUGCCAGUGCCCUGGAGCUUUUCUUCACGGCAAUCCUUUGCUUCUUCCUCUUUGCAAUACCAAUACAUUUCAAUACAAUCCUCGCCAUUGGGAUUGUUUCAUUUGCCGUCUUUAUGUAUUCACAAAAUCCCGUUGUGAACCUUCCGGUUGCAUCAUCCGCCAAAGGUGCAAAUAUUAGUGAUGACACCCAAAAAUUACUCAUGGCUGAAGAGGGUGAAAUUAAAGAAUAAUCUUCUUAGACAUUUAAAUCUUUUACAUUUAUUAUUUUUUACACUUUUUUCUUUACUCCUGUUGCCCUCUCUUUCCUUGCAAAAACCCUAUGCUCUUUGGUUUAAAGGCUGUUACAUUGAAAUGAAUUUCAAGAUGAAUCUUAACUUAGCAAAAACUUAAUGAGGGAAAUUGAAUUUUUUAAAAAAUGACGAUGAAUUUCAAUGGAAAAUAUUUGAAAUUUUGAAGAUUAGAAUGAAAUAAUUUUAAUUAAAAAAUCAAUUAAUUGUUUAUUCAGUUUAAAUGUAGAUUAUGAAAUCUGAUACUAUGAAUUAAAAAUAUUUCAUAGAAAAUUUCUAUAUUUUUUAAACGAUAUCUAAUUAUUCCAUAGUUACCAUUUAAUUUAAAUUUCAUUUUUUCGCGUCUAAUUUUACGCAAUGAUACGAAAGAGAUUUGUUCAGGUUUUAUAUUUUUAUUUUCAAUUAAAAUAAAAUAUUAGGAAAACCAUGACAAACAAAUUUAGUAAUGAUUAAAUACUCGGAAAAGCAUAGAAAAGAAUCUUUGGAAAUAAUUUUUGUUGAUUAUCUUAUAAGUAGAAGAGAUUUUUUUCUUCUUGACUUCAUUAAUUUGCUGCUAUUCUUAUCAGCUUUUAAAAAAAAGAUAUUUUAAAAUUUUUAAGCCAUUAAGAAUAUAUUUAGAAACAUUUGAGGAUUUCAUUAAAUAUUCCAAAUAAGUCUUUUUCUUUAAUUUUUUUUAAAAAGAAUAUCAGCAAUUCAAACAAAAUACCUAUUAAAAUAUGCCGAAAUAUCUUGUUUAACCCCAUGAACCACUAAGGGUUAAAUGUUGAAAUUAUUCCCCAUUUAUUUUACUUGAAUUAACUUGAGAGAAAGUUGCUUUCUAAAGCAUCUUUUUAUUUUAUAAAUUGACGCUACGUAUAUGUAUGUAAUUCAAUAGAGCAAUUCUAUUUUAUUUUCAUUAUAUUAUCUAUCAUUUAUUACCUAUAUUUUUCUGUGAAUACUGACGAUAAAAUUUUCCCUGGGAAAAGCUGUGAAUAUAUGAUAUAAAAAAAUCAUUCUUCAAAAUAGGAUGAUUGAAAAAUAAAAUAUAUGAAAAGUAAUUAAAUUAAAUAAACUAUAGAAUUUGAAUUUUCUAUAAAUUGACGAUGAAAAUGUAAUUUUUCAUAUUUAUAUAUGCAUUAUAUUUUACAAUAUACAUUACAUGUAGGAUUCACAUUGAUAAUAAAAUGUGGAAUUAGCAAAAUGUGAAGAACCCGUAAAAUAUCCUUAUAUGUAAAGUUUUAAAGGGGGGUAGGUAUAUGUAAAAGGCUUUGGUAAGAAUACGGUGCGCUUUUAAACCUUUCUGUGGUUUUGUAUCAAAAGCAAAAGUUUUCUGACUCAUUUGAAAUUUUGCCCAGAUUUGCCUUUCUAUAAAUUUACAAUCCCCUCCCGCCCCCACACACUCCCCCCUUCUCGCCGAAAUCCCUCAGUGAUCUUGAGACUUUCUACACACAUAUUUGGAUUUAUUUUAUUGAUUGACCAACAUUAAUUUUUCACCCCAUAAGAAGUCUUUAAAAUUAUAUUGUGCAAUAUUAUUUCAAAUAUACAUAUUUAGGAGUGUUUGUGUGUCAAAGGGUGUUAUUAUUUUACGAGGUCAUAAAGUAAUUCGAUUAUGUGGUGUUUAAUUAAUGAAAGAAUGAAAUAUGACCAAAAUUCCUCCAAAUUCUCUUGACCUAUUCUCAGGCCCAAAAAACCAUUUUUACAUCAACACCCUCUCAUAUAUACAUAUACUACCUACUGAAGAAAGUUAAUUGCGUAAAAGACUGGUUUUUUGUACAGCGAAAUAUAAAUUGGAAGCAAGAAAAGGAAAAAAAUGUAAAUUGUAAAUAAAUGUGUAAGAAAUUGACCAAAUAAAUUAUUUAUAACUUUAUAAAUAAA
Molecule: messenger RNA, 3107 nt
Organism: Lutzomyia longipalpis
Lineage: Eukaryota; Metazoa; Arthropoda; Insecta; Diptera; Psychodidae
Gene: senju
Product: UDP-galactose transporter senju
Exons: 3
Coding region: 30-1196 (388 amino acids)
Biological process (GO): pyrimidine nucleotide-sugar transmembrane transport
Cellular component (GO): Golgi membrane
Molecular function (GO): UDP-galactose transmembrane transporter activity
Source: RefSeq, a predicted model, not a curated record